ACCUGGAAGCGCCGCGGCCCCGCUGUCGAGCUUCCUGCGGCGGCGGCGCCGGCCACCGGAGCAAGUGCUGUGGCGGGGGCGGAGAGCGGCCACGGCGGCGGCACUUCCCCGAGUGGCCCGCGGAGACCGGCCCCACGAGAAAGAUAAUCAAGUUGUGCUAGUACAACCAUAUAAAUAAUUAAUACCUGAAGUCUCAAUGUAACAUGGACAUUAACACUGCUGACAGAUAAAUACAGACGCUUGGGAAUCAAAUACUAGGCGAAACACUUUUUAAAAGAAAGGAAUUUAGGAGGUUCUAGUAUUCUCCAUGGCCGAAGCUGAGAGUCUGAAACCCUGAUGCUUAAGCUCUAUUCUAGAUCAUAGCUCCAACUCCUUCAGGAUAUAAGGAAAAGAGAUAAUAUUUCCACAAUGAUAGAUCUUUGGUUAUACAGGUUUCCCAAUGAGUGGAUCAUGAUGACCGUAUUGUAGGGACUUGCCAUAGUAUGGCUGCUUCCCGAUCUACUCGUGUUACAAGAUCAACAGUGGGGUUAAACGGCUUGGAUGAAUCUUUUUGUGGUAGAACUUUAAGGAAUCGUAGCAUUGCUCACCCUGAAGAAAUCUCUUCUCAUUCUCAAGUACGAUCAAGAUCACCAAAGAAGAGACCAGAGCCUGUACAAAUUCAGAAGGGAAAUAGUAGUGGGACAACUACUAAUUUAAAACAGCAGAGUACUCGAGAAUCGUGGGUAAGCCCUAGGAAAAGAGGACUUUCUUCUUCUGAAAAAGAUAAUGUAGAAAGGCAGACUGUGGAAAAUUGUGAGAAAAGGCAAACAGAACCUGUUUCACCAGUUUUAAAAAGAAUUAAGCGCUGUCUUAGAUCUGAAGUACCAAACAGUUCAGAAGAAGAUUCACCUAUAAAAUCAGACAAGGAGUCAGUAGAACAGAGAAGUACAGUAGUGGACAAUGAUGCAGAUUUUCAAGGGACUAAACGAGCUUGUCGAUGUCUUAUACUGGAUGAUUGUGAGAAAAGGGAAAUUAAAAAGGUGAAUGUCAGUGAGGAAGGGCCAGUUAAUUCUGCGGUAGUUGAAGAAAUCACAGGCUAUUUGGCUGUCAAUGGUGUUGAUGACAGUGAUUCAGCUGGUAUAAACUCUGAUGACUGUCAGCCUGAUGGGAACACUAAACCAAACAGCACUGGUUCCUAUGUGUUGCAGGAAAAAUCAGUAGCUGAAAAUGGGGAUUCGGACACCCGUACUUCAGUGUUCCUUGAUAGUAGGAAGGAGGACAGUUGUAUAGACCAUAACGUGCCUUGCACGAAUUCAGAAGUGCGGGUCAAGUUGGAGGACCACAAAAUAGUAACUGCCUGCCUUCCUGUGGAACAUGUUAAUCAGCUGACUACUGAGCCAGCUACAGGCCCAUUUCCUGAAGUUCAGUCAUCUUUAAGGGAUUCUGAGGAGGAAGUAGAUGUGGUGGGAGAUAGCAGUGCCUCAAAAGAGCAGUGUAAUGAAAACACCAAUAACGCCUUGGACUCAAGACUUGAGAGUAUGCCAGUCUCCGGAGAACUGGAACCAUCUUCUGUUCUAGACUGUGUUUCAGCUCAAACAAUGUCUUUGUCAGAACCUCAAGAACAUCGAUAUACUCUGAGAACUUCACCACGAAGGGCGGCCCCUACCAGAAGUAGUCCCACUAAAAACAGUUCUCCUUGCAGAGAAAAUGGACAAUUUGAGGAGAAUAAUCUUAGUCCCAAUGAAACAAAUGCAACUGUUAGUGAUAAUACGAGUGAAUCUCCCACAAAUCCUGAUGAAAUUUCUCAGAAUGAAAAAGGGAUAUGUUGUGACUCUGAAAAUUAUGGGAGUGAAGGACAAAGUAAGCCACCCUCAGAGGCAAGACUCAAUAUUGGAAAUUUGCCAUCUGCCAAAGAGAGUGCCAAUCCCCACAUUACAGAAGAGGAAGAUGAUGAUCCUGAUGUUUAUUACUUUGAAUCAGAUCAUGUGGCACUGAAACACAACAAAGAUUAUCAGAGACUAUUACAGACGAUUGCUGUACUUGAGGCUCAGCGUUCUCAAGCAGUCCAGGACCUUGAAAGUUUAAGCAGACAUCAGAGAGAAGCACUAAAAAAUCCCAUUGGAUUUGUGGAGAAACUCCAGAAGAAGGCUGAUAUAGGGCUUCCAUAUCCACAGAGAGUUGUUCAAUUGCCCGAGAUCGUAUGGGACCAAUAUACCAAUAGCCUUGGGAACUUUGAAAGAGAAUUUAAAAAUCGUAAAAGACAUACUAGGAGAGUUAAGCUAGUUUUUGAUAAAGGUUUACCUGCUAGACCAAAAAGUCCUUCAGAUCCUAAGAAGGAUGGAGAGUCCCUUUCAUACUCUAUGUUGCCUUUGAGUGAUGGUCCGGAAGGCUCAAACAGUCGUCCUCAAAUGAUAAGAGGACGUCUGUGUGAUGAUACCAAACCUGAAACCUUUAACCAGUUGUGGACUGUUGAAGAACAGAAAAAACUUGAACAGCUACUCCUGAAAUACCCUCCUGAAGAAGUAGAAUCACGACGCUGGCAGAAGAUAGCUGAUGAACUGGGCAAUAGGACAGCAAAGCAGGUUGCUAGCCGGGUGCAAAAGUAUUUCAUAAAGCUAACCAAAGCUGGCAUUCCAGUCCCAGGCAGAACACCAAACUUAUAUAUAUACUCCAAGAAGUCUUCAACAAGCAGACGGCAGCACCCACUUAAUAAGCAUCUCUUUAAACCUUCCACUUUUAUGACUUCCCACGAACCACCAGUGUAUAUGGAUGAAGACGAUGACCGGUCUUGUUUUCAUAGCCACAUGAGCACUGCUAUCGAGGAGGCUUCAGAUGAAGAAAGUAUUCCUAUUAUGUAUAGGAAUUUACCUGAAUAUAAGGAACUAUUACAGUUUAAAAAGUUAAAGAAGCAGAAACUUCAGCAAAUGCAAGCUGAAAGUGGAUUUGUACAACACAUGGGCUUCAAGUGUGAUAACUGUGGCGUAGAACCUAUCCAGGGUGUUCGGUGGCACUGCCAGGAUUGUCCUCCAGAGAUGUCUUUGGAUUUCUGUGAUUCUUGUUCAGACUGCCUACAUGAAACAGAUAUUCACAAAGAAGAUCACCAAUUAGAACCUGUUUAUAGGUCGGAGACAUUUUUAGACAGAGACUACUGUGUGUCCCAGGGCGCCAGUUAUAAUUACCUUGACCCAAACUACUUUCCAGCAAACAGAUGACAUGGAAGAGAACAUCAUAUACUAGUCCUCUUCAACACAUAGCAAUGGUAUCAUUGUGAAUUAUGUGCACAGUUUGGAAAGGUUCUCUGCUUUCCCCGAAAUGACACUCACAGCACGACAGCUUCCUGAGUGUUCUCGUCAAGUCCAGCUCUGCCCUGUUGUGGCUCUAGAUCACUGUUCAGCAGCUGAACAUUCCUGGUGAGCAAAGGGUUUCCUUGGUGAGUUUCUCACCACCACCUUAAAGUCUUCUAGGUGGGCUUAAAUAGGUGAGAGGGAAAUGAGAGCACACAUUAAAAAGUGAGGCAAUUCCAAAGGUUUCAAAGAACUUGGUCAUAAAUAUGAUAAUGAGAAGACAAAAGUAUUUAUAUUAAAACAGUUUAGUAGCUUUCAGUUUUGUGAAAAUAGUUUUCAGCACAGAAACUGACUUCUUUAGACAAAGUUUUAACCAAUGAAGGUGUUUGCUUCUAGAAUAUACACUUUAAAAGAACUCACUGUCCCGGUGGUGGCCACUGACGGCCGGUAGUACAUUGGAGCUGCUUAACCGUAUCGAUGUCUAAUUUCUUUUAACCACAAUGAACUGUCCUCAUUACCAACAGGAAGCACUGCAGGGGCAGCGUCACAGGGCUUCCUUCGCCAGCUCCGGGUGUGUGAAUGUUAUAAAACGGUCACUCAGAUAUAUUUUUUAAAUGUAAUGUUAUAUAAGAUGAUCAUGUGAUGUGUACAAACUAUGGUGAAAAGUGCCAGUGGUAGUAACUGUGUAAAGUCUAAUUCACAACAUUAAUUCCUUUAAAAUACACAGCCUUCUGCCUCUGUAUUUGGAGUUGUCAGUGCAACUCAUCAAAGAAAACUGCCUAAUAUAAAGAUCAUAUAUAUGGUAAUAAUUUCCCUCUUUUGUAGUCUGCACAAGAUCCAUAAAAGAUUGUAUUUUUAUUACUAUUUAAACAAGUGAUUAAAUUUAGUCUGCACAGUGAGCAAGGGUUCACAUGCAUUCUUUUAUACUGCUGGAUUUUCUUGUGCAUCAUCUAAAACAUUUUGUAUGUUUCUUCCUAUCUGUGUAUGCAGUAUGUUCUUGAAUAAUGUUCAUUUGUCAGGAGAACUGUGAGAAAUAAACUAUGUGGAUACUGUCUGUUUCUAUUAUAGAAUGCUUGUUGUAACUUCCUUUGGUUAGAUUUUGGAUACAUAUAUAUUUUUUUUUUACCAGUGUUGAAACAAACAAACAAAAAAAUUUUUUAAGGGUUUGCUUUACCUAUCUGUCCCUUCAAAAGAGUAAGGACUCUAUUAUGGGAAAGAGGGUGAACUUGAGAAGCUCUGUAAACGAUGGUCCUGUUUUCACUCAGUGUGUGCUAAAAACUAAAUUAAACCAGGUUACGAAAGAGCACAUCCUAGGGUCAAAGAAAAAGGCAAUUGUGUUCAGAUAGGAAAACUAAACAGGUGGAAAAUUUUACUCGUUCUUUUUGAUGAAAAUAAGCCCCCCAUGUAUUUAGUUUAAAUAGGUGUUUUUUGAAAACCACUGUAUUCCUUGAAAAUUAGUGACUAUUGGAAAAGACAAUAUAAAUAUUCUAAGAUUAUUCAUUAUACUGACCCAAUUUUGAGACUCUGCUGUUAUUUUCUAACUUUAAAUCACGGGAACAUCAUUUACAAGUCCUCUUUAACACAUUGUAGGGUACUAAAACCAUACCCUGAAUAUUUUUAAUUCAGAAAAGUAAUAUAAUUUUAAAUACAGAAACAGGAUUUUAACAUAAUAUAUUAAUUAAAAAUUACGAUGAUGUUGAUAAAAUAUAUCAGAAAGGAAAGGAAAUGGACUUGAACAUAACUUCUCACCUUGAAAUGAUUAGUUGGGGGAUAAAGAGGGGAAUUAUUAGAAUCCUGGGCAUUUUGAUAUUAAAUGUCAAGUGAACAUUCCAGAAGGUCUGUCUUCAGCUUGUAGCCAGGCAGCACCACUGGAUGGCAACCUGCGUAACUUCUGUUUGCAUAGAAGUAAUACUACUUAGUUUUGGAGCACCGUUCAGGGCCAUUCAAACAUCCCAUCAAGGAUGAGGUAUGCUUUGGAAGAGGGCUUUGAAUGACAUAAACAGAAUAAACAAAAUAAAUCCACUUAAAUGUAUUUUUUAAGGGCAAAGAUUUUUGAGAAAUUUGAGUAGCAAAGAGGAUUAUUUUCUGCUUGAGCAAAGAUGUAUUUGUUUUGCAUUUUCUCCAGCUCCAGGCAAAUAGUCCUCAUACUUUUAAAAAACCCUGCAGGGUAGUAGUCGUGGUAAUGGUGGUGGUUUGAUUUGAGGACUCAGGAAUGGGCAGGGUAGGCCUUCCAUCUACGAAGCAGCAUGGCCAUAAGAAACAACAGAGACCCGCUUGUUAGAGGGCUACUUGUUCCGUAGCAUUCAGUAGGUCAGAUGUAGUAUUUCCUGAAAUAAUAUGCUCAAAGUAUUUGAUAAGAACUGAAGGAACUUUUAAUGACACCUUAAACCACUGCAUUAAGGUUCGGCAAAGGAGGUUUUGAUGGGUGAGAUGUGCACUAAUAAUACUAGUGUUUACUGUGUGCCAAGCAGGAGAGAGGAACAGAUUUCAUUCUCACAACCUUAUGAGGCAGGCUUAUUUAUUCUGUUUUCAUUUGAGGAAAUCUAGUCAGAGAGGUUAAAUAACUUGCCUGAGGUUGUGUUGUAUCGUUAGUACAGUGGUGAUGCUCGGGUUUUAACCUAGACGGACUGCUCCGCCGGCAGCGCCUGCCUCAUGGCCCUGUCCGCCUUCGAGUCAGGCGGCAGGCGGCACUGAGGUGGUGGAGGUGGCGGUGCGCAGGGGUUGCUUUUUAGUUCUUUUUUCCUGCUGUGGUGUGGUUCCUAAGUACAAACCUGAGACAUGCCCCGGUUUUUAGCAAAGAUUGGAGAAGCACUGUGUGCGGAUGAGGGAAAAACACUGACGUGGUCUGCUGUGAUGAACAGACCUUGAAAGCACACAUACACAGAAUUUGCAUAUUCCAACUCGGCAGCAAACGUGUGGCCUGAG
Molecule: messenger RNA, 6188 nt
Organism: Molossus molossus (Pallas's mastiff bat)
Lineage: Eukaryota; Metazoa; Chordata; Mammalia; Chiroptera; Molossidae
Gene: ZZZ3
Product: zinc finger ZZ-type containing 3
Exons: 14
Coding region: 483-3191 (902 amino acids)
Molecular function (GO): zinc ion binding
Source: RefSeq, a predicted model, not a curated record